This is a messenger RNA of Schistocerca cancellata (South American locust), 2989 nucleotides long. Its product is annotated as kinesin-like protein KIF12. Gene Ontology annotation, biological process: microtubule-based movement. The record is from RefSeq and is a predicted model, not a curated record. Gene Ontology annotation, molecular function: microtubule motor activity; ATP binding; microtubule binding. The coding region runs from base 52 to 2139 and encodes 695 amino acids. NCBI's taxonomy places the organism in Eukaryota, Metazoa, Arthropoda, Insecta, Orthoptera, Acrididae. The transcript is spliced from 18 exons.
GCGCCCCAGCCAGGCGCUCACACAGGAUCGCUGAAUGCUGCAGACGGCGAGAUGGCCGGCCAGGGUCAGCGCGGCACUAGCCCCGGCCGCUCCAAGAGGGCCGGCGGAGGCGGCGGGGGCGGCGACAGCAGGGGGUCGCGGCGGCAGGGUCCCGCUUCCAGGGGCAGCUCUCCCGGCAACAGCACCGGCGGAUCGCUGCCCGGCUCCAGGGGCGCCGAGAGCAGCUCCAGCUCGGACCUACUGGAGGUGAGCGCCACCGGGUCGCUGAGGUCGCCCUCCACUCCAGAGGACAACAUCAACGUCGUCGUGCGAGUGCGGCCGCUGAGCAAACGGGAACUCAAAUCGGGCGACAACUCAGUGGUGCAGUUCCCGGGCAACGGACAAGUCGUGCUGAACGCGCUGGAGUGCGCGGCGGCGCUGGGCGGCAGCGUGCGGCCCAAGGUGUUCUCGUACAACGCCGUGUUCGAGCCGGCGGCCACGCAGGAGGACGUGCUGCAGUACUCGGGCGUGACGCGCCUCAUCGACAUGGCCGUCGACGGCUACAGCUGCACCUGCUUCUGCUACGGCCAGACCGGCUCCGGCAAGACGCACACCCUCACCGGGCCUCCCGGACUUUUCGACCAGCGGCCCAACCCGUACUCGGAGGACCACGGGCUGGUGUUCCGGUCGUUCGUGCACCUCUUCAAGCUGCUGCAGGAGCGCCGCGACUGCCACUUCGUUCUCAAGGCUUCCUUCCUCGAGAUAUACAACGAAAAGGUGAUUGACCUGCUGAACCCGGGAUCGGCGCGGAAGCCGCUGGCGGUGCGCUGGUCCAAAAAGACGCGCAGUUUCUUCGUGGAGAACCUGUUCAGCGUCGACUGUGAGACCCUCGAUGACCUACUCGCCGUGCUCGAGGAAGGUAUGCGGAACAGGUCUGUGGGCAGGCACAACAUGAACGAGUACUCGAGCCGCAGCCACACCAUCCUGACGGUGCACAUCACGUCAGAGCAGCAGGUCGGCAAUGAGGGAGUAUUUUUAACGAAGCAGGGUAAAAUCAACUUCGUGGACCUGGCCGGCAGCGAGAUGACCAAGAAGACACACAGCGAAGGCAAAACGCUCGAGGAGGCCAACAACAUUAACAAAAGUCUCAUGGUGCUCGGGUACUGCAUCGCCUCGCUGAGCGACAGCAGGAAGAAGGCGGGCCACAUCCCGUACCGGGACAGCAAGCUCACCAAGCUUCUCGCAGACAGCCUCGCCGGCAGCGGAGUAACGCUCAUGAUCGCGUGCAUCUCGCCGGCGCGGUCCAACGUGACAGAGACGCUGAACACGCUGCGCUACGCCGCCAGGGCCAAGAAGAUCCGCACGCAGCCCAUCGUCGUCAUGGACCCUCGCGAGGCGCUGAUCCUGAGCCUGAAGCGGGAGGUGGCGUCGCUGCAGGAGGAGAACGAGCACCUGCAGCACGCGCUGCACCUGCACGCCGCCGCACAAGAUCUCCAGAAUGAAUUUUUCACUCUGCAGCGGCGUUCGGUGGACCCGCGGUCGCCGGCGCCGGACGCGUCCGCGCUGGCGGGCAUGGAGCGCGAGGAGCUGGUGGAGCUGGCGAGGCACUACGUGGCCGAGAACGCGGCGCUGCGCAGGGAGAACCUCGAGCUGUUCAGCACGCGCGAGCUGCUGCUGCGCGACCAGGAGGUCGUCUGCCGCGAGAACGAGCGACUCCUCAAGAAGCUCGAGGACGUCAACUCGGUGUGCUGCCGUUCGCCCAUCAUCCCCGCGCGGCCGGCCUACUCCGCAGAGAUGCUGGCCGCCUCCAUCAACGGCAACGGCCCAGAGGCAUCAGCGGGCGGUCAGGCCACCGGGUCAGCAGUUUGGUCCAGCCCGACGCCGGAGGCUGCCAAGAACAACCGAAGAUCGGCCAAGCCACCACACAGAUUACCAGAUUCCAUACAGAAAGAACUUGAGCGAAGAAGAAUCGGCACCAGCAGUAUGACGAACAUCGCGGACUCGUUCCGAGAGCGCAGCCACCGGCGGCACAACUCGUGGGAGGAGUCUGGCGGCGGCGGCGGCGGCGGCGCUGGCAGCGCCGUGGCCAGCCCGGGGACGCCGGAGGAGCGGCCGGUGGUCACCACGUCACGCACCAGCGCUCUCAGUGUCUGCAGGUGAAGGAACCUAUGGAGGAUAUUACCAGCAACAACACUCUCAAAUUCGAAUGGCCAUUAUAAGUCAGUGAACAUAAUAUAAUGGUGCAGUUUGCUCCACAUACCACCUUUGAACACUUUAAAAAGACUUUGUUCUUCAGUUGUAUGCUGCAGUUAAUACCUGAUAAGUUGAGAAGCUUCCUUAUAUGGUAUGGUCAAGUUGUUUCUUUAUCAAAGCUGGAUUGUUGCAAGUGUUGAGCAGUGAAGAUCUGUUUGUGCAUCAAAUGAACUCUUCUGUCUAGUGAUAAUUUGCAACUUCUAUCUAAUGAUGAUCAUCAAACCAUCUUAUUUUAUACAUAUUGUGAAGGAAAACAUUUAUAUAUUUACUAAAAACAUAGCCUUAUGAGGUCAAAACAUCUACAUGUCAAAUGGUCUACUGCUACGAGAAUGAUUCAUUGCCAUUGCAUCUUUCUGUCAGUUGUUGUUAUUAAUACUGUUACAAAACUUCCUCGUAGAUUAAAACUGUGAGCUGGACCAAGACCCCAACUCAGGUCCCAAGUUCGAGUCUCGGUCUGGCACACAUUUUUAAUCUGGCAGGAAGUUUAAUGUCAGUGCACACUCUGCUGCAGAGUGAAAAUUUCAUUCUGGAAUACUGUUACAAAUUUCUUUUAUCUUGGACAUGCAAAUUCAAGCCUCUUUGUAAAAUAUGGCAAGCUAGUGCUAUAGUUAACCUUCAACUGUGUAGUGCUUCAGUAAAUAAACAAAUGCAACUGUGCCUCACAAACUACAAUAUAUCAUUACUUUUUAAUAAUAAAGUCAAGCAAUACAAUAUUUCCUAGAGAUAUGAUGAAGCAUCACUCUACUGGUAUAACACA